Sphaeramia orbicularis (orbiculate cardinalfish) is the source of this 5710-nucleotide messenger RNA. RefSeq names its product myocyte-specific enhancer factor 2D homolog. Gene Ontology annotation, biological process: cell differentiation; heart development; positive regulation of transcription by RNA polymerase II. The coding region runs from base 539 to 2320 and encodes 593 amino acids. The record is from RefSeq and is a predicted model, not a curated record. The transcript is spliced from 13 exons. Gene Ontology annotation, molecular function: DNA-binding transcription factor activity, RNA polymerase II-specific; protein dimerization activity; RNA polymerase II cis-regulatory region sequence-specific DNA binding. NCBI's taxonomy places the organism in Eukaryota, Metazoa, Chordata, Actinopteri, Kurtiformes, Apogonidae.
UCGUACACUGGUUCACUGUAUCGCCUGGGUGGACAGUAUAGUUACUUCUACAUUAAAUGGAAUAAAAUGCCGCGGAUUCGUAUAAAUAGAGACGUCGCUUCAGCGUAAUUAAUCGUUUCGUGUUAAUUAAGACAGGUUGCCUCUGGAGCGGGUGGUGGCAGGCCUAUUUUCGGUUUUUAUCAGCAAUAUUUCAGGGAGAGGAACAACGUCCUCACCACAGCAGCUGCAGGGAAGGUUGUCAGUUUUGUCCCUGUUGAGAAAACGAUGAACUGAGGACCCCCCCCACUUCUCAACCUCGCACAUCUCUUCAGCACCCGCUCUUCACUGUCACUGCCCUUCAGUAAAGACGUCAACCACGCUGCCUCACCGCACCUCUGCAGAGAAAUGUGUGUGCGCGUUUAUCCUCGGAUGCAUGACUGUGUCUGACUGUUUUUGGGCUGAAGAAAGAGGUAGCAGGUUGCACUUCCUCUCUCACCCUCUGAGAGGCACUUCUUUACGUGACUGACUUCAACAUUUGUCUCCAAAACUACAAAGCAUCAUGGGUAGGAAAAAGAUUCAGAUCCAACGGAUCACCGAUGAAAGGAACAAGCAGGUCACAUUCACAAAACGAAAGUUUGGCUUGAUGAAGAAAGCCUACGAACUGAGUGUAUUGUGUGACUGUGAAAUUGCCCUCAUCAUUUUCAACCAUGCGAACAAGUUGUUCCAGUAUGCCAGCACUGACAUGGAUAAGGUCCUGCUCAAAUACACCGAGUACAAUGAGCCUCACGAGAGCCGGACCAACGCAGACAUCAUAGAGACUUUGAGAAAGAAAGGCUUCAAUGGUUGUGACAGUCCAGAGCCGGACGGUGAGGACUCGAUUGACCAAAGUCCCUUAAAUGAUGACAAGUACCGCAAGACCACCGAGGACCUGGAUGUUCUCUUCAAACGCUACGGACAGUCCACAGCUCCACCUCAGACGUUCUCCAUGCCGGUCACAGUCCAGGCGUCCAAUCAAAGCACACUGCAAUUCAGUAACCCUGGCAACGCACUGGUAACUACCUCCUAUGUAACAUCAUCAACGCUUACGGAUACCCACCUCCUGUCACCACAGCAACCGGCUCUUCAGAGAAACACGGUGUCUCCUGGGUUGCCACAGCGACCAGCCAGUGCAGGUGCUCUUCUUGGAGGAGACCUGAAUAAUUCAAAUGGAGGAUGCCCAAGUCCAGUCCCUAAUGGAUACACCAGUGCCAGGGCCUCCCCAGGCCUCCUCACCGUCUCCAACGGCAACAGUCUGGGGAAAGUAGUUCCGGCCAAGUCUCCACCCCCACCUCCCAGCCCCCAGAUGGUCAACAGCCGCAAGCCAGACCUCCGAGUCAUCACCUCGCAGGGUGGGAAGAGCCUCAUGCAGAUGACAGAGGAUGAACUGGAAUUGGUAAACGAGAACGCUCAGCGGCUGGCAGCUGGAGCCCAGGUGGCACAAACGCUCACCACACCGGUGGUUUCUGUAGCCACACCGAGCCUCCUGGCACAGGGGCUGCCCUUCUCCGCCAUGCCGACAGCGUACAACACAGAGUACCAGCUGACCAGUGCAGACAUCACUGCUUUACACGCUCUGGCUUCACCUGGCGGUUUGUUGCCAACCAGCGUGUCCACAUGGCAACAGCAGCAGGCCGUUUCCCAGCAACCGCAACAACAACAGCAGCAGCAAACACAGCAACAGCAGCAACAGCAGCUUAAUCUCGCAUCGCUCAGCAACUUGGUCAUGUGGGGCGUGGACAAACAGAGCAGCGAGCUGUCUAGCCAGGUGUCCAGUCUGGCUGCCAAUCUGAGUGUUGGCUCUCCGUCCAACCUGCUCUUGGGUAGAGAUGAGUGGUUGGGCCGGCCUGUGACCCAUAUCUCUCAAGGCGCCAUGUUGACCGUCAACACAAACUCGAGCGUGAGCAUCAAAUCGGAGCCAGUGUCGCCCGGCCGGGACCGCAGUACCCCUUGCCCUCCUCCCUCAUCCACCACACCAUCCUCGACCUCAGGAGGCGCCAUCCUUACCGCUCCGCCGCAGUACCCGGGCUCUCUGCUGUGUCUGGAGCCGCCCACCGGCCGCUCGCCCGCCGACAGCGUCAGCAGCAACGCCAGCUCCUUUGAAGGAAGCGACCGUGAUGACUCCGGUGCGGCCGGCGGCGGAGGCGGAGUCACCACGGCCGGCGCCGCAGGAGGCGUCAAUCCAGCGAACCGGUCCGUGCCGCCUGACUUUAGCCCCUCGGCCGAGCUCCUCAGGGCGUCGAACGAACCAGAGCAGGAGGGAGGCAACAUCAAACGCAUGAGACUGGAACCCUGGGUCACAUAGAGGCAGCGGUCGGACGCCUCUGCAGCCCCCCAGUGAAGAUUUGGUGACACUUAAACACCCACAACACACCCACACUCAUCCCUGAAUCCCCACUGCCAUGUGACACUAUCACCACACAUCUGCCUCUGUCCACAGUUAUACAACCGUCUACUCAGCUGCAUCACCCAGACUUAGGCUUUGCCAAAACACACAAAACAUGAAAAAAAAAUAAAAAACAAAAAUCCUUUGGGGAUCAUGCUCGGAGUGAGGGAGGAUGGUUUAAUACUCAGCUGGAUAUUUUGUCCCAGGUAGGCCCUUAAACAGAGGGACAGUAGAUUUUUAACGCCUUUAGCUUGAAUGGACUCCCGUAUAGAUACUUCUUUUAGUCGAAAUAAGGUGUUAAACCUUUUUUGCAAUUUGACAAAACCAUAUAAACAUUUCUAUGACAUGGUUUCUUCAUCAUUUUCAUGUAUUUACAUCAAGCUCUGCUGCGUUGACAUGAGCGGUGGCAGCAUAGUUGAACUCUGACUCGCCUCUUCUCUUUACAACCUCACAUCAUUUGGGAUGUGUGCUGUCCAUCCUCCAUAAGUCACUUCCAAACGGCACUUUUGGAAAUGCCUUUAUCCGGAUGGGUUUGGGGACUGAGUAUUUAUUUGGCACUGAGCGAAGACUUCAGCAGGGUCGUUUAGAAAAGGAUCGUUCACCACAAACUGAUAUUUCGUGCUGCCACAUUUACCACCCUCGAGCACCCAGCAGCUGUGGAGCCGAGCACCUUGCCAGAGUGCCAAUAUCAACCUCAAAAAAAAAAAAAAAAAACAGAAAACCAGAAAAAAAAUAUGCCAAAUGCCUCUCGCACACGGUGCAGGGACACUGACAAAUUAUCACUCGCACUGUCACGGAAAUGACUAGGACUAGUUUAUGGAACUGUCGACGCUUUUCAGGCUUUGGGCUCAUCACUCUGUCCUCAGACCGGGUGCUCCUCCCGUCCCGUCACCUCCUCUGGAACUCGGAUGGAAACUGUCGCACCAGAAAAAUCCAGCCGAUCCCUCAGAUUAUUACCAGGAGUAGAUGCCAUCCAGUUAAUAAACGCGUAGUAUGAGGUUUUGAGCCUCGGUGGCUUUUUUGGUAGGCGAGUAUUUGGUUCUUUCAGUCCAAGUGUUCUUUAUCUGUUGGUAUUUUAAAAUCUGUUUUGAAGGUCCAUUAGUUGUCCAGAAGUAGGACUUUGUAUAAAAUCACUCCUUAUACAAAAGCUUUGAUGUCCUCUUUAGCUCUCUCUAGCUCUCCUUUAGCUCUUUGCUGUGUUUCAAAAAGUGAAAGGAAAAGACGUUUUCUAUAUUUCUACCGCUUCAGUUCAGCGACAAAGUAAAAAUGGCUUUUCAGCUUCAAUGACGUGUAUGUACAUAUGAAUAUAUUUGCAUAGACUUUGCUAGGUAUCCCUAAAAACAAGCAAUGUGUUGAUUCUCAGUGGAACUGUUUGCAUAUAUGAGUGUGAAUUUGAUAUGUUUCGAACUAUGGUGCAGGGGUUAACGCCACACUUUGUCGUGGUGGUGGAUCGGACUUGUUUCAGUAAACCUAUUUUAUGCUAGUGUUGAUGGUGUGUGCACUCUCUUCUCUCUCUCUCUCUCUCUUUCACAGAGGCCUGCUUGGUUGUGGUGUCAUCAUAUUCUCUUUGCCACACAUUUCUAAACCCACGGUCGAAGUAAAGUUGUCCAUAAACACAUGAACAUGAAACCAUUACGACACUGCCACUCACUUAUAGCGUAGUUAAGAGAUUAAGACACUUCAUUUUUUCAGAUUCAUGUAAAGACUCUUCCACAUUAAGCACACACACACUUACUGAUUAUGCCUUUCACUUUGAAAUUAAGUCAAGAAAUUGGCUACUAAGUGCUGUGUCGUUUGUUUUUUAGUACACAAGUUUUGUCAUGACCAUUUCAUGUGUGUAUGCGUAUAUGUACACGAGUCGUUUAUAGUCAAAAAAUAGACGUUUUCUCCCAGUUGCUAGACUUUUUUUUUCCUCCUUUAGACGAUGCUCAAAGUGCAGACUGUUGAGGCUAUUUUCAGUCCUACAUGGUUAAAUCUGUGUAGGUGAAGUCGAGGAAGUGGAUACAGUGCAAAAAAAAACAAAAACAAGAAAAGACGUUAGCUUUACAGCCCACAGAGUGAAACCCAGGUUUGACUUUGACUCCGUGGGUUUUUGCGGCGAGCGACUUUUAGACGUUUCCUCUCUUUGCUGAGGCCCGGUGAUGUUUUCCAUGAUCCGGUCACUUUUCCGUCCCUGAUUUGAUGGCGUCAAGGGUAGUUUAAUUUUUCUUUCUCACUCUUAAUCAUUUGUUCUUUCAUCAUCAGCCCUGUUGAACUGUUAAACAUGAGGUAUUUUCACUGAACUCGCGCUGGAUUGUUGAAGAUUUCACUGAUGAGCAGCAGCAGCAGCCGCCUUCAGGCAGAGCUAAUGAUUUCUUACCACUGAGUCAUCUCCAUUUUUACAAAAAUAUAAUUUCCAUGGAAACCGUUUGUGGGCGCUGAUGGUUGACUGAAAUGUGACACCACACCGAUUGGUUUUAGCAUCCUGCAGCGAGCAGGUUUGUUUGUGUACAAAGGUUCUCUGUCCAAUCUAGCAGUGUAGUCACAAGACAAUCUAUAUGAGAAAUGAAAACCUGCACCCCUGUUACUCGUUGUGUACAAUGUUUUUUAGAAUCUCACUAUUUUUGGAUUAAGUUGUGCUGGUGACAGUUCCAUUGUCUAUUAUUAUAAUGAUAUUAUUAUGGAGCUUUUAUUUUAUUGCUUUUUUGUGUAGGAUAGCCAACUGUUUUUUUCCUUCUUCUUUUAUCUUUCUUAUCAUAAACAUAUAGUACUGGUUUCCUUUUUUCAAACAACUUGCUGAAAAUUGCACGAUCAGUUAUUGUGGUAUUAGCAAAUGCAAUGAAGGAAAUACCAGUUAAAUGCUGCAGUUUUAAUUAAGAUAUAGAAUAUAUUUAUAAAAACGGGAAACAACUGAAAAUUAGUAAUUCAUAAAAUUUGAAACAUGUAAAUGCAUGGGAUGCAGGUAACAAAACGUAUGUUACGUACAGUAAUGAUAAAGGACAUGCAUCACAAAUGAGUUUGAACACAACUCAGAAUAAUGUAGCAUAUGAAAUACUAAAGAUGAAAUUUAUAGCUAAUAUAUUGUGUUGAGCUAGUCUGCUUUGGGUUUUUGUUGUAAAGAAAAUAUUCUUUUUGUUGUUUUUUUGAGAAUGAUAUACAGUUUGUGUAUAUUUUCAUAUACAAAGUAUGCACUGAUAUGUUAUUGAAAUUCUAUACCGCUUUUACAAAAAAGUGUUUGUUGUACCAAAGUAUCCAAGUCCCUUGAAACCUUAUCCUUUUUGCGUAUGUUUUACCGUAUUUUAUAUAUUAAAUAGACAAACUGAGUGAAAC